CGGCGGAGGUCGUUCGUUGGUCUCGAAAUUGCACUGGCAAUGCGUACAGGAUCAGUGCAGGCCAACGCGUGCCACGGGCGUGCUCUUUAGGGGAUGCGUCCAGAUUUUUGUGAACUUUCAUCCGAAAGCGGGAUGGGGAUGGGGUGCCCGGCUGUUGGGCUGAUGGAUCUCCAUCUUUCUGAGGGAUUUUCAUGAAACUCCGCCUCGCCUAUCGGUUUGGCAUGGCCUCAUGGCUAACUCGCUUCAGAUGACCAUCUCGGUUGUUUAGCCAUAUAGGAUCAAAGUUAAAAGCCUGAAAGCGCUGCGACGUCUAGAGUUUCGCCAUGAGUCGCCCAGCGGCUUGCAAGCGUUUCCUCGCUCCAGCGGCAGCGCUGUUGGUUUAUGUGUUCUCAUUGUCUUGUGAUGUGUAUGACGUUCCGAUGGUGAAGUUUCAGAUGGUGAAGUGCAUGGGGCGAAAGGUCCUUGCAAAUCGCUGCAGAUUGGGCAGAAAGGCCGCUGGUUGCCCAAUUCCAAUGAAUGAGAAGCUGUAUACAGAUGUGCUUGACCUUGCUGGAGUCUUCGAUAGAAACGAAAGGUUUGGAGAGUUUGCUGAUGAUUUGCUCCCAAGUGUGCCCCAUCCAGUUGAUGAUAUUGUGGCAGUGGUGAAACGACACGCUGAGAAGUUGUUCCCCGGCUGCACGUUGUCACUAGCUGGUUCGUGUGACCGGCAGGUUCACAACAAGUACUUCUCAGAUAUUGAUAUCCAAGUACACAAUUUAACUCUUGGAGCACCAUCAGAGGGAGAGUUUCACGACUUUUGCAGCCUUCUCGAGCACGACACGGAUGUUCGCAAAGUGAAAUUUGAAAAGGGAUGCAAGGCAAUUCGCUUGGAGGUUUGGGGCAUUCCGGUGGAUGUAGCAUUCACUGAACAGUUUGAUAAGGACCUGGCCAUGCAUGGGCCGGCGCAAACUUCUCGAUUGAAGGAGCUCUAUGAAGAAUAUCCUGGAGCUGUAAAGGCAGCGCGAGUUGCCAAAUGGAUCUUCCAAGACUUGAGGGGAAUGGACGUGGAAUACAUUGUGAACGACAUUGCACGAGACAGCAGCAAGCUGUGGGAGAACCGCAAACGUGAUAGUCAUGGCUGUUUGCUUUUUCGAGGAGUGGUCAUUGAGCUAGCCCAGUUUCCAGGAGUCUCACACUAUUCUUCUUUGCGUGAGUUGGAGAAGAAGGCCCGCACUGCAAGAGGCAGGGAAACACUGCUUGACCUCGAGUGGUCCUUGAAGAGAAGCCAAGUUCUUGCGAAAGUUCUUUUGCAGGAGCUACAUUGCACUGGAGUGCGCAGCAAGCAGGCGGAGGACCUACAGACCUUGUGUCAAAACGUUUCCAUGAUUGAAUAUGAAUGUCUCACACGAGAGAGAAACCAGACAAGUGCCAACAAGCUGGCCUUGCGAGUAGAAAAGGAAAUGUCAAUCUCUCAAGAAGGCGUAGAUUUGGGGUUCUCGGUCAAAUUAGAGUCCGACAAUGCAAAAGGUAAGGCAACAGGUGUUAUUCAACCCAGAAAGCAGCGAAAGAAGCGACAAGGGGAAAGAGACUCACAUACCGCCUGGUCGAAUACAUGGGAAGGGAAGUUGAUCCUUAUUUUUGAUGACAUGCUCUUCUGUGUGGAGAAUUCGAAUGAGAUCAAACAAGCAAAACCCUUGGAGCGUAAAUUCAUACAGGCAUGGUGCACUGGUGUGGAUGCUUUCUUGGAGAUGGCAACAAAGAAACAGAAACACGAGCGAUGGAAGAGCAGGACAAUGCCAGAAGGCAUGCACCAAGUGGCAGCAAGAAUGAAAGCGCUCGGCAUUGCGUCAUGUGAUAUGAUGUACAGCCUAGUCGAGGCUUCAGAUUGGCCAGCAGCGUGGAAAGCGCCUUUGUUAGCUUUCCUUUGGUUUUGGAGGAGCAAAGCCAGUUCGUGAUUUUGAUGAGAUGACAGCCAGCGGCUGUACAGGGGGUAGACGAGCCGUUGGAGCAAUGCCAAAACUAU
Durusdinium trenchii is the source of this 2002-nucleotide messenger RNA. Lineage: Eukaryota; Dinophyceae; Suessiales; Symbiodiniaceae. The record is from the annotation of a GenBank genome assembly.